Messenger RNA from Epinephelus lanceolatus (giant grouper), 4784 nucleotides. Its product is annotated as claudin-20-like. The record is from RefSeq and is a predicted model, not a curated record. Gene Ontology annotation, cellular component: bicellular tight junction; membrane. Gene Ontology annotation, molecular function: structural molecule activity. NCBI's taxonomy places the organism in Eukaryota, Metazoa, Chordata, Actinopteri, Perciformes, Serranidae.
GCUGCAGAGACCCGCAGGCGUCGUCUCAAACCUCUGGAGUCUGACUCUAAUAGACCGCUGCCGCCAUGUCUCACAUCAGUGAACAGGAGCAGCUGGAUGUUAAUACAGACUGUUCAGUGGGACAAACUGAACACGUCAGCACCUCAACAUGAGUUAUUACACGCCACGUUUAAAGGAACAAACCACAGUUUUUAAUAAUUAUGCUGAUUAUUGUUCGGUUCAUCUCUCAGCCGACACUUUUUAUUAACUGUUCGUUUGAAUCUUUAAUCAAACAACCUAAAAAACAUUUAAAGACGUCAUUUUAGAAAAACUCUGUUUUCUGAUCAUUUAUAAACUCAAUCAAUCAAUUUAUCAAAAACUAAUCAACAGAUCAUAAAGGUAACUAUUGGUGCGGCGUCCCCGCUGAUCGUCCUUCAGUUCUCACACUGACGUCUUUCCUUCCAGGCUGCCGUUGUUUUCAUCAGUGUGAGAAUCAGCCUGCAGAGAGACGAUCCAUCACAGUCAGCAUUUGUUCCUCUGUAUGUUAAUUUAGUCAUUUUUUAAAGUGACAUUAUUAUUAUGGUCAACAUGCAGUUCAGAGCAGCAGGGGCUGCUGGGAAAAGUCUCCCUGUUGGUGCGUUCAAGGACACUCUGACAUCUGAGAUUUGCAAAUCAAACCAGUUCCAGUUCACGUUAUUUUUUUCUGUCUUUUGGAGCAAACUGUAAUGACGACAUCAGAGUCAUUAAAUCUGACACACAACAGGCCAGACUUUAGAAAUUUAGACUUCUAUAUAUAUUCUUUCUACAAAAAUAAAAUGGCCGACACGUUUGUGCAAAGUGAUUCACAAUGACAACAAUCAACCUGCAGAGAAACAAGAAAACAUGUCUUUAAAAACAGAAAGAGAGCAGCGUUCUCACUGUUUAGUUUAUUUAAAACAUUUAGUUUUUAAACAUGUUAUCUGUGAAACACAUGAGACUCUAGCUACUGUCACAUUAAUCAAAAACAUUUACAUAUCACUUCACAUCAUUUAUCGUCUUACAGAAAAAUCUCACCAGUUUGAAACACUAAAAAGAACAUUUAAAGUAAGGGAACUCUUUUAUUAGUUGUUUGUAAAAUUUAAUUAUGUUUUCUACUGUUGGUCUUUAAAUGAAGUCUGCAAACACAAAAUGACUUUUAACAACAAGCAGUUAAAUAAGUUCUACAGUUAGAAAACAUAAAUGAAUAAGUGAUUAUUCUGUAUUAAAUGAGAGCUGCUGCUGCUGUGGCACUUUGGUUAAAUGCUAAUUUAAUUGAUGGUUUUACAAUCGUUCCUUUUGAUGUAUUGAUUUAUUAACUGAUUAUAGUUAAACUGUGAAAAGAUCUGAGAUCACUGUGACGGCACACUGCUGACUCUGACUUUAAUUAUUUAUCUUUUAGUGUGUUUGUAUGUGAUUGAUUAUAUAUGUGAUUUAAUAUAUGAUUAUAUAUAUGAUUUCCAUUUCUGUGUGAAAAGGCCAAACAAUGAAUGAAUGGUUUAUUUUUGUGUCUGGACGUUUCAGCACCGCUGACCCUUUAUGGGAUUAUUCAGACACAAAACAAAAUAAUUAACAAAUAUAAAGUUAACAAUUCACCACAAAACACUGGCAGAACAGAAUAAAUACCAAAUACAAAAGGAAGAGUUUUUGUGCUCUAACGCUGAACACAUUGACCUCUUCAGGCCUUUAUCCUCGGCCUGUUCUUGUUCCCAUGUUGUCAAAUACUGUCGCUUUGUCAGAGAUUUCAGACAUUGAAACAAAAAGGCACCUUUCACUGCGGCAUGAUAAGCCGCCAGUAAUGACGUAAUCAAAGGAGCAGAAACUGUAUUUUGAAAAGACACAAUGCACGUAACAAAUUGACGCCAUAACUGACCCUAACCCUAACUCUGCAGGAGGAUACCUGGCGCAUCACACGUAGACAUGAACAGCACUGACAACGCAUUGAUAUGUGACGAGUUGGGAUGAGAACGUGUUGAAAUCCUGCAGAUGAAACAAUCUGUUCAAACCAAAGCAGUGUCUGACCAGCGUACACUCCUCCAUUAGUAAUCUGUGCACAGUAAAGCUGCAGUAACUCCUGGUUUGGCGAACACGAUGACCUCAUCGCUCCGUGGGAAACAGUCGUCUUCACUGAGUUCUUAUUUGUUAUGAGUUCCUGUAUGAACACAGCAACAUGAGCUAAUGACUGUUGAUGGUUGCAGUGACGCUCACACCGACUUUAAGCUGGUAUUUUCCCACGGGGCGGCUGGCUGGUGGAACUGGGAGAAACUGUGUGUAUUGUUCCCAGUUUGGGUGAAGCCGCUCGUGUCGGUGCAGGUCUGACGCUGAUAACAGCCCCACUGGAGGAUUAUCAUAAUAACAGGCUGCUGCCGACUGACUGACUGACUGACUGACUGCUGGGUCCCAUCACAGCCGAACGGGUGGGCGGGCUGCGGACGCUUAUCACCAUGUUGCAGUGGGCGAUUCUUCACACAGUCACAUGACGGGCGACACCUCGAUCCACACUGCAGCUGGACAAAGAACAGCUCAGCGGGUUUUAUCACCAAACUAGGACCAAAACGACGACCCGCUGGUUCAUGUUGAUUGUUUCAAAAGCACAAAUGAUCCUGUCAUCUGGGCGAAGACUCUGACCAGCAGAUAUGAUCAGUAAUAAUCAGCCUCCACCUUCACGCUCUAUCAUUUUAAGAUGUAGUGCCGCAUUUUCAAGUGCUCGUAAAACUCUUUCUGCACCAAAGUGAGAGCACAAAAACAAAAUCCAACAAUCAGAAACAAUCAUUUUCAGGUGAACGUCAGCUUUUGUUUGGUCGAAGGCGACAGAGAACCGUUUCUGCAGCGUUGCUCUGUCGUACCCCGCCAUCAACUCAUCAGAUAAGAGCGCUGCUCUGCGGCUCCUUCAGCAGAGCCGUGACCUUCAGGUUAGAAACAAAAACCUGUUUCCUGAACCAGACUUCGGUCAGUUUUGUUAGUACGGAGGUUUCCUCCAUUCAGAAGGAGGAAAAAAAGAGGACGCCUGGUGCAUCUUUCCCAGGACGCAGAAUGGGAUGAAACUGUAUGUACAGUUGCCAAGGAGACGGGAGGCGGAGGGGUAGUUAGAGACUGUUAACCCUCACACCCUGUUUUCAUUCACACUGCUUCUGUGUGCUUCGUCCUCAGGAGACACUUGAGGAGACACUGCCAAAGACACAACACAGCUCGCUGGAGCUGCACUGAGGAAUUAUCUGCUGUCAGGACCCGUCCGGGACGCCAACAGGGAGCAGAGCUGGACGGGGGGGCCGAGCCAUGCUGUCCGCUGCUAUUCAGAUCCUGGCGUUUGCCCUGGCGCUUCUGGGCGUCCUCGGCACCACCGUGGCCACUCUGCUACCCAACUGGAAGGUGAGCAUCAACGUGUGGUCCAGCAUCAUGACCCCCAUCUCACAGAUGCAGGGGCUGUGGAUGGAUUGCGUCUGGUACAGCUCCGGCGUCUUCAGCUGCACCAUGAAGAACUCAGUGCUGUCGCUGCCGGCGUAUCUGCAGACCACGCGGGCCGCCAUGGUUCUGUCCUGCCUCGUGGCAUUGUUUGGACUCUGCCUCGCCUCCCUGGGGCUUAAAUGUACCCGCUGGGGAGGCAGCCACCGAGCGAAGGGGCACACGGCCAUCGCUGCAGGCGGCUGCUUCAUCCUGGCCAGCUUCCUCGUCCUGGUCCCUGCGUCCUGGUUUACCAAUGAAGUCAUCACCGCCUUUCUGACCACGGAUCUGCCGGACAGCAGUAAAUAUCAGCCUGGAGGAGCUCUGUGCGUGACGUUUCUCUCCGCCGGCUUCCUCCUGGCUGGAGGGGUCAUCUUUUGUUUGUCAUGUCCUGGAAAAAGAACAAGACGACCAGACUAUGUUUCCUCCUCUGACCCUGACAGACUUGUGCUGUACGGAGAUGGGCAGCGGAGGCGGGAGCUGCAGACUGAACGUGUGCAGCCGAAAACAAGACAAAACAAGAAGGUUCAGCUGCAGAUGGACGAAGUGAAGCAGCAGAAACCUCCUCAGGACAAACCCGAACAAGAUCAGCAGCAGAGAGUCUUCUCGUCUCCCUCCAAACUCCCUCCAAAAGACAUCAAGGACAGCUACAGCCUCCAGGAGUACGUUUAAUCCUCCCAGCUGAGCGCUGAAAUGUGGAGUUUUCAGCUGAGGCUCUCUGGCUCAUAGUCAGGGGGAGGUGUGCUGGGGGAGGUGUGUUUGAGGGGGAAUAAUUACCAAAUGUUGAAGACGACAGAUUGUGGAUUCAGCCAAAUGUUUCAGAAACGAGACGAGAAGCAGAGAACAGGAGCUCAGAGAUAAAAAGAGGAGCUUAAAAAACUGCACAGGAACCAAACACUGUAAAUCCUUUACAAACUGCCGCAGCGUUCCCAAACCAAAGGUCUGAGAAAAAAAACAAGAGCUGGAUCUGCUGAUCAUUUAAAAAAAUCUGAGCUCUGCCUGAAAUCAAAAAGCCAUCAGUUUGCAGCUGUAGACGCUGUCUGCCUUCUCACACAGGGCCGGACCAAAGCUCUCUGAGGGUGGGAGCUGGAUUUAAACCCACAAACCAAAUAUAUACAAAACAUGGUAAAAUUUAAACAAUAUCUAUAUUGUAGAGAUUUAUUUUAAGAAAAAUAAAAAGUACACAAACGGAGGAUAUAUUGUGACUUUAAGACACACUUUAUGAUUUUUUUAUAGCACUUUAGAAACUUAGAAAUUCAAAUAUUAUUCAUAUUAACUGGUGCCAUUAACUAUUGGUAUUAAUUCCAUUUACUGAAGCAGGUUGAUAAACAGUCAGAGUUGGAGCUCGU